AUGCCAGUCGCCGCCGCUCGCCCGAAGCCUCCCGAGACAGCCCACCCUCCACCGCACACUUUGUACAGCCUGUCUGGCGAGCAGGACGAGUGCCAACAAACCCAGAACCACGGUCGCGCAAUGUUUUCCGGCGCCGCAAUACGCGAGCUAUGCUGGACAGAGAAGGGCAGCGUCAGCGUGACGAGAGAUGACUUUGGUCCGAUCCAGGAGUACGAUCGGCGGGUGGACAACGGCAUCUUGCGAAACGACGAACACCAGAGAGGCAUCAUUCAGAGCCUUCAACACCUUCACGACGAGCUCGUCAACUACCAAGCGCCAGCAGUCGUGCACCCGACUCUCGAUUCCCUGAAGCCUGCGAAAUCAGUGUUUGGAUCCUGGUUCGGCGGAGGCAAAGCGCAAGCCGCGAUUGGCGCCAUUCCGGCGAAUCUGCCCCGCGGGCUCUAUCUGUUUGGCGAUGUCGGCAGUGGCAAGACGAUGCUUAUGGACUUGUUCUAUGACACCCUGCCAAGCUCCGUCAAGUCCAAGACGAGAAUCCACUUCCACAACUUCAUGCAAGACGUCCACAAGCGCCUUCAUAAGAUGAAGAUGCUGCACGGUAACGAUGUCGACGCUGUGCCUUUUGUCGCUGCCGACAUCGCAGAGAAGGGCAAUGUCCUCUGCUUCGACGAGUUCCAGUGUACAGAUGUAGCAGAUGCUAUGAUUCUUAGGAGAUUGCUCGAAUCACUCAUGUCGCAUGGCGUUGUACUGGUAACCACAUCGAACCGACACCCCGACGAACUAUACAAGAACGGCAUCCAGCGCGAAUCUUUCGUUCCGGCAAUCAAGUUGCUCAAGAACCGGCUCCACGUCAUCAACCUAGAUUCUCCGACAGACUAUCGCAAAAUCCCAAGACCCCCUUCUGGCGUCUACCACACGCCGCUGGACGCACACGCAAGCUCCCACGCCGAGAAAUGGUUCCGCUUCCUCGGCGAUCCCGAUUCCCCCGAGCCUCACCCGGAGGUUCAGAAGGUUUGGGGCCGCGAGAUCCACGUGCCGCGCGUGAGCGGCCGCUGCGCCUGGUUCACCUUUGACGAGCUCAUCGGCAAGCCUACGUCCGCCGCCGACUACCUUGAGCUGGUGCGCUGCUACGAUGCAUUCAUCGUGACCGAAAUCCCGGGUAUGACUUACCGCCAGCGAGAUCUGGCACGUCGUUUCAUCACCUUUAUCGAUGCUGUGUACGAGUCGCAUGCCAAGCUUGUUCUUACGACGGAGAAGCCUUUGACGGAGCUCUUCGUGUCUCGCGCGGAAUUGGAAGAGUCGCUAGGCAAGCAGGGCAAGGAAGAAGCUGGACAGGGCGACGGCGCGAUGAGUCAUCUGCUCGAGGAUUUGGAUCAGAACAUUGAUUCAAUCAAGGGUCUCUCGGGUCUCUUUUCGGGCGACGAGGAGGCAUUCGCGUUCGCACGUGCGCUCUCUCGUUUGAGCCACAUGGGCAGUCGCGAAUGGGUUGAGCGAGGCAUGGGUCUGGAGGAUCAGGGUGGUAAGAAGGAGCGCGACGACUGGGCAAAGGUACGGAGUCGGCAAAUGGAAGACAGCAUGUGA
Colletotrichum chrysophilum is the source of this 1578-nucleotide messenger RNA. RefSeq lists its product as uncharacterized. NCBI's taxonomy places the organism in Eukaryota, Fungi, Ascomycota, Sordariomycetes, Glomerellales, Glomerellaceae. The record is from RefSeq and is a predicted model, not a curated record. Gene Ontology annotation, molecular function: ATP hydrolysis activity; ATP binding. The transcript has 4 exons. Gene Ontology annotation, biological process: protein quality control for misfolded or incompletely synthesized proteins. Gene Ontology annotation, cellular component: mitochondrion; cytoplasm. The coding region runs from base 1 to 1578 and encodes 525 amino acids.